Malassezia globosa CBS 7966 is the source of this 1512-nucleotide messenger RNA. RefSeq lists its product as uncharacterized. The coding region runs from base 1 to 1512 and encodes 503 amino acids. Gene Ontology annotation, cellular component: endoplasmic reticulum; ribonucleoprotein complex; nuclear outer membrane-endoplasmic reticulum membrane network. The record is from RefSeq and is a predicted model, not a curated record. Gene Ontology annotation, biological process: intracellular mRNA localization. The transcript has a single exon. Lineage: Eukaryota; Fungi; Basidiomycota; Malasseziomycetes; Malasseziales; Malasseziaceae. Gene Ontology annotation, molecular function: mRNA binding.
AUGGUUGACACGCAAAAGACGACCCCAAGGAGUGGCACAGCUCCUGAUGCUGCCGCUGCCGCCCCCGCCCCCGCCGACACGCUUGCAUCGGGCGUGUCGGCCGUGCAUAUUGUGAAACAGCCUGGUGGACGCCCUGAUCAGAAACACCACAAUGGCGAGAUCGAGCGGCUGAAGAAGGAAAUUGAUCAAACGCACGCCAAGAUUGCGCAGAUUCGUGCUGCGUUGUCGGGAGAGUCAACAAACGACACGCCGGCUGGCAGGCGACGUGCUGCUCUGAAGGAAGAGCUCAACUCGCUCCGGUCCGAGCAAGCAGGCCGUAAGGGCACGCGUGGUAAAGUGUUUGACGAGCUGAAGCAGGUGCAAGACGACAUCUCCAACAAGGUCAAGGCUUUGCAGCAAGCAAAGUCUAAGGCGCCAUUCAAGUCGACGGCUGAGUUGGAUGCCCAGAUUAGCCAGAUUGAGGCUCAGAUUGAGUCUGGCUCCAUGAAAAUUGUUGAAGAGCGCAAAGCUCUGAACGAAGUGUCAACGCUGAAAAAGUCUCGCAAGUCUGUCGAGCAAUUUGGCGCCCAGCAAAAGGAGAUUGACACACUGCGUGCGAAGAUUGAUGAGCUGCGUAGCUUGCUGGAUGACCCAGACAUGGCCGCUGCGAACAAGCGCUACGAAGCUAUUAAGCAAGAGCUGGAUGAUAUCACGAAGGAGCAGGAAAAGACUGUCGGCAGCCGUAGCAAACUCAUGUCGCAGCGCACGGCUCUUUCAAAGCGUCUAGACGAGUUGUACCAAGCGCGUCGUGAUCGUCUGAGUGCGUACCACCACGAGAACGACAAGUACUUUGCUCGAGUACAAGCAGAGCGCGAGCGCCGGCAAGAGGCGAUCCGCAAGGAGCGUGAAGAAGCGGAACAUGCGCGCCAACAGGCGGAAGUGCAGCAGCUUCGAGAUGAUGCUGCCAUCCCAGCCUUUUCGAAGGAGAUUGAAGACUGUGAUGUGCUAAUCCGUUUCUUCAGCGGCACGUCGACCGAGGAGCAGAAGAAAGACGAAACCGUCGCACCGACACGUUCCGAGGGCCUGCCAUCACUGCCGUCGGUGCCGAAGCCAGAUGCUGCUGUACCGGAAGGCGCCGUGGUCGCACGCAAGAAGGGCGAUGAAGAUGACUACUUUGCUGGCAUCGGCACGGGGAAGAAGAAGGGCAAAGGCAAGAAGUCGGGUGCAGCCUCUGCAGCAACGUCUUCAACAACGAAUGCUUCAGCGGGCGCUGCCGGUGAUGGUGACCACAGCGCGCUGAAUGUGCCGUUUGGUAUGCUGUCGGCUUUGCUGAACCUGAGCAUCCCACCGCCCACGAGCCAUGCGGACCUCGGUCGUGUCGUGGACAAUAUUAAACUGAAGCGGGAGUACUUUGUAUCGAACCAGCCACACCAGACGCAGGAAAACAUCCGCAAGGCGGAGGAAAAGAUCGCUGCUCUUAAGGCGAAACUGGGCUCCAGCAGCUCGGAGACCAACAACGAAUCACACGCCUAA